UGGCUUUGGCCUUCAUAUAUAUAUAUACGUUGUCAAUAAAGCAACGUUUAAUUAAGCUCCCCCAUUACACCUAGCGUAUCAUCAACACCAUGGAAUCAUUCUUCCUCAAAACCAUGAUAACCCAGAACAACACAUUGCAACAGCAGGUCCCGUUAGUGGGCACAGAUUUUUCAUGGAUGAUUGAGUUUCUGAAGGGCAUGGUGAAGCCUGUUGCAGCCACUGCGGUGGUUUUUUUGGCUGUGGCUUUGUCUUUCUCUCAGAAACUGGGGAUGGAGAGAGAGAUGGUUGUUGCCAUUCUGAGAGCAUUUAUUCAGCUCUCUAUUAUUGGGUUUGUUUUGCAGUUCAUAUUCAACCAGGACAACGCUGGAUGGAUCCUUCUAGCAUACCUUUUCAUGGUGUCUGUUGCUGGUUAUACUGCGGGUCAGCGUGCGAAACAUGUUCCUCGUGGAAAGUUAGUGGCUGGGGCAUCCAUUCUGACAGGAACUGCAGUAACUAUGUUGGUGCUAGUAUUACUGAGCGUGUUCCCUUUCACUCCAAGAUAUAUCAUCCCUGUUGCAGGCAUGAUGGUUGGUAACUCAAUGACUGUAACUGGUGUUACCAUGAAAAGACUCCGCGAUGACAUUAAAAUGCAAAUGAACUUGGUUGAGACGGCACUGGCUCUGGGUGCAACCCCGAGACAAGCAACGCAUCAGCAGGUAAAAAGGACUCUAGUUUUAGCAUUAUCUCCAGUGGUGGACAACACUAAAACAGUGGGUCUAAUAUCCCUUCCUGGGGCAAUGACUGGUCUGAUUAUGGGAGGGGCUUCACCAUUGGAAGCAAUUCAACUACAAAUUGUGGUCAUGAAUAUGAUGAUUGGUGCAGCAACUGUUAGUAGCAUAGUGGCUACAUACCUAUGUUGGCCAGCCUUCUUUACCAAGGCUUACCAGUUGGAGACCAGAGUCUUCUCAAAUUGAUUCCACCUAAUUUACUUCAAAUCUCCUUCCCGGGAUACAGCCUCGUAAUCUAUUCAGCUAUAACUGUAGAUGACCGGUUUUUUUUUUUUUUUUAAUUACUAAAUUGCAGAUGUUGGGAUGAUAAGUUUGUUUCUCAAAACAAAUUUUGAUAAAAUAAAAUAAAAAAAUUCUCAUA
Messenger RNA from Gastrolobium bilobum, 1128 nucleotides. Its product is annotated as protein ALUMINUM SENSITIVE 3-like. NCBI's taxonomy places the organism in Eukaryota, Viridiplantae, Streptophyta, Magnoliopsida, Fabales, Fabaceae. Gene Ontology annotation, biological process: response to aluminum ion. Bases 90 to 953 code for a protein of 287 amino acids. The transcript has 3 exons. The record is from RefSeq and is a predicted model, not a curated record.